Closterium sp. NIES-65 is the source of this 2226-nucleotide messenger RNA. NCBI's taxonomy places the organism in Eukaryota, Viridiplantae, Streptophyta, Zygnematophyceae, Desmidiales, Closteriaceae. The record is from the annotation of a GenBank genome assembly.
AUGUCGGUAAUCCCGAUGUCGCCAUCGCAGCCGGCCGUUUCCGCUGCCAUGACGCUGGCGGCGAAACCGGUAGCCGGCGCUGCGCCGUUAACAGCGAAAUCGGUGUCUGGCGGCGCGUCGCUGGCGGCGGAUGUGGUGGGUGACGUGUGGAAGGCGGAUUGGUACGUCGCGCAUUGCUACAAGAUCCCCGCUAUGGCGCAACUCAACCUCGUGCUCUCGCAGGUGGCGCAAGCGCCGACGCGGAGCGACAUAUCUCUCCCCAGCUGCGGCCCCGCGGACCUGAAGCGCUUCCACCGCGACCUGGCGGAGUUAAUCUCCUCGUCGGAAUUCGCGGGGAAGCAGCUCAACGUGUUUCUGCACGCCGUCCACUCCACCGCCUCGGGCCUCCAGAAAGACAUCUCGAAGCGCCUCGCGAACGAGAAUUCGUCCGUUUCAAAAAACUCUCGAAGCGCUACUUUCUCCUCUGGCGCGCAGCCGCCUAAGUCGCCAACCAAACCUACAUUCGCGGCUCGACUGCGCUCCCGGUCGUUGAGCGGAGUAACGGCGGCGGUGGCGCUGUUCCGCUCUCCCGAGAAUGCGGUUCCGCGCAGCAAAGACUCCGCCGUUGCGCGGGGAACGGGGGAGGGGGGGGCAGCGCCGGUGGCAGAGUCGGGGGAAGGGGUCAUUGCGCGGGAACGGGCAGAAGCGGGGGCAGAUGGGGUGACUAUAGCUGGAGAUGUUGCAAGAAACGAGGUUCGCGGCUCCGGUCCCUUCUCGUUCCGCCUCGCCCCGCCUUCCGCGCUUGCAGUGGGGGAGGCGGAAGGAGACGAGGAGGAGAGGGGGUUGAGGGGAGGAAGGGAAGCGGGGGGGGCGGCAGCUCUCCGCGGGUUCUUGCUGUGCGGGCGGGGAAUGCGGAGUGACAGCGAAUCAGGAGCCAGCAGCAGUUGCGCCGAGGGGGAAACAUGCGGGGGCGAGGGAAGUCGGGAGGAGGGGGGAAUUUCCUCUCGGGAGGGGCGCGAUUUGGAAGGGGAAGGCGAAGAGGGGGCAGGGAGGAAGGCGGCAGGGGGAAUCGCGGAAAGGGAACGUGCGGAGGAGGAGGUGGGAGGGAAACGCGGAAAAGAAGGGGCAGAGAGGCAUGGGGUCGAGGAAUCAAAUAUUGACGAGGAAAUCCAAUCAGAUACCAAUAUUUUUCGAGAAGUGGGAACAGACAGUAUUGCUUUCCGCCAUGACCGCGCCAGCGUGUCCAUGCCACGUGCCGCCACGUCAGCAGAGGCGUUCUUUCCAUCGUCCACGUCAGUAGCCGUCCCUGCCACGUCACUAGAAAGAAGCGGGGACGGGGGCGGGGGCGUGGGAGGUAGAGCAGGGGAUGUGUAUGGUCCGCGCUUAACUAAAAGUCGGUCAGUAGCGGUGGAACGUAACCGUCACAGUUACAGCAGCGGCAGCAUCAGCAGGGGAGAAGGGGGAAGGAGAGGGGGACGGGGGAAGGCGGAAGGCGGAGGGGAAGCGGGCGGGGGCGGGGAGGGCGGAAAAAGGGCGGGAAAACCGCCCCCCAAGAGCAGUCACGAACGGUUACAGGAGAUUCUAAAGAAUGUGACUAUAGGGGGGACUAGAGGAGGACCGUUGCAGAUGGCGCGGGCUAUAGCGAGGGGGGGAGUGGGGGGAAGCUUUGGAGGGAGCGGACCAGGGGGGCCGGGGGGAGGUUCGGCGUCUGCGGGGGGAAUGGGGAGUCCGCGCGUGUGGGAGGGAAUGGACGGCCAGGAUGGCAUCUCGAGAUUCCACAGGGGAAUGUCGGUGGCGGAAAGAAGGGAGAGAGGGAAAGGGGCGGGAGGGGGGGAAGGGGGGAGCGGAGGGGGGAACGGAGGGGGAGCCAGGCGGUUUAUGCCCACGUCUCUGUCUGUAGUCUCCCGGAAAGGGGGAGAAUGGGGGGAGGAGGAGAUGGGGGAGGGGUGGGCGGAAGGGGAAGCGGAGCAGGGGGGAGCGGGGGAAGAAGGGGGAGAGGGGAGCAGCAUUGGAGCGAGCGGCAGUAGCAACAGCCAGUCACCUCGCCCUCUUUUGUCUCCUACUGCUCAGUUUCAACCCCCUACUGGUCCUCCUGUGUCGCCCAAACGGCCAGCCUUGUCGAAAGCAAAGCUACAGCAGGAGGAAAUGCUGCUACAGCUGCUUCGCUCCACCCCCCCCAUACGCUGGUCCCUGGCUAGUGAGGGAGGUGCUUCUGGGAGCGGGGGAAGUGCAAGGAUGGGCCGGUAG